CCAGAAGAAGAAGAAGAAGAAGAAGAAGAAACCAACAUGGCGCCGGGAGUUUAACGGAUGCGAACAGCAACAAAGAUAGAACGUUUAGAAGCUUUUUGUUCCUAUUUUUAGUUUAACGGACAAAACGGUUUUAACUUAUCGUUUCAUUUCCGUAUCCUGUCCGGAUCAGUCGUCAUGGAAACAGAGGAGCAGGCCAGGAACCGUUUCCAGUCGGAGCUGGAGUUCAUCCAGUGUUUGGCGAACCCCAACUACCUGAACUUUUUGGCUCAGCGAGGUUUCCUCAGAGAGAGGCCGUUCAUCAACUACCUGAAGUACCUGCUCUACUGGAAGGAGCCCGAGUACGCCAAGUUCCUCAAGUAUCCUCACUGCUUGCACAUGCUGGAGCUGCUGCAGUACGAGCACUUCAGGAAGGAGCUGGUCAACGCUCAGUGCGCCAAGUUCAUCGACGAGCAGCAGCUGCUGCACUGGCAGCACUACUCCAGGAAGCGCACCCGGCUGCAGCAGGCGCUGGCCGAGCAGCAGCAGCAGCAGCCCCAGCAGCCGCCGCACGGGAACGCCGCCGCCAAGUGACGUGGGAGGAGCUUAAAAAGCUCAGCCGAAUCCUGGAUUUUUCAAGGCUGACAUAUCAGCCUGUUUUUUCGUUUGAUUUGUACAUAAAUAUUUCUGAUAUGA
This is a messenger RNA of Scophthalmus maximus (turbot), 672 nucleotides long. RefSeq names its product mediator complex subunit 31 (gene med31). The transcript has 4 exons. Gene Ontology annotation, biological process: regulation of transcription by RNA polymerase II. The record is from RefSeq and is a predicted model, not a curated record. Gene Ontology annotation, molecular function: transcription coregulator activity. Gene Ontology annotation, cellular component: mediator complex; core mediator complex. Bases 175 to 570 code for a protein of 131 amino acids. NCBI's taxonomy places the organism in Eukaryota, Metazoa, Chordata, Actinopteri, Pleuronectiformes, Scophthalmidae.